Durio zibethinus is the source of this 1261-nucleotide messenger RNA. RefSeq names its product putative phytol kinase 1, chloroplastic. Gene Ontology annotation, molecular function: phytol kinase activity. Lineage: Eukaryota; Viridiplantae; Streptophyta; Magnoliopsida; Malvales; Malvaceae. The record is from RefSeq and is a predicted model, not a curated record. Gene Ontology annotation, cellular component: chloroplast. Gene Ontology annotation, biological process: vitamin E biosynthetic process.
GCUAUCAUGAGUCUCUGCUUAGCCUUCACCCACCCUUUCUUAAACCGCCACGUACACUCGACCGCACUUUCUCUCUCUCAUCCUCCUCCCCUUUCUCUCCGUUUCUUCUCUCUCGGUCCUCCCUCCCCCGCCCGCAACCCGCUUCGUUUCCACUUUCUCUACCGCUUUCCUCAACAGGCCACCGCAUUCCCUGCAGCUGCAACGGCCAAUCUCUUCCAAGACAUCGCCGCCUCGGCUGCUGUCCUUGCUGGCGCCUAUUCUCUUGUCUUCACCUUCGACAUUCUCACCCAGAAAGAACUCAUCCAACAGAAUUUAAGUAGAAAACUAGUGCAUGUAUUAUCUGGGUUGCUUUUUGCUGUUUCCUGGCCGAUUUUCAGCAAUUCCAUCGAGGCUCGUUACUUCGCAUCUCUGGUUCCACUGGUGAAUUGCUUAAGGCUUGUUAUUCAUGGUUUCUCUUUGGCUGAUGAUCCAGGCUUGAUCAAAUCUGUUACCCGAGAAGGAAAUCCCAAGGAGUUGCUUAGAGGGCCUUUAUAUUAUGUUCUAAUAUUGAUUUUAUGUGCUCUUGUGUUUUGGCGUGAAUCCCCUGUUGGGGUCAUCUCCUUGGCAAUGAUGUGCGGUGGAGAUGGUGUUGCAGAUAUAAUGGGAAGAAAAUUUGGUUCCUCCAAAAUUCCUUACAAUCAAAGCAAGAGUUGGGCUGGUAGCAUAUCGAUGUUUGUUUUUGGAUUCUUCAUUUCUAUUGGGAUGCUAUACUACUACUCGGUUCUUGGAUAUUUCCAAUUGGAUUGGUGUUGGACAUUAAUGCAUAGGGUUGCUUUAGUUUCUCUGGUGGCAACAGUGGUUGAGUCCCUUCCAAUUACAAUGGUAGUAGAUGAUAAUAUCUCUGUUCCUCUUGCUACCAUGCUAGCAGCCUAUUUGAGUUUUAGACACUAGUUUCUUCCAAGUCUAUUGUUAAAGCAAUAACUGAUUGUUUUUCUUUUGAUCAAAAUUGUGCUGUAUUCAACUUAGAUACAUGUCAUAUUAAUGGAGGGAGGUUGAAAUUUCCUCAAUUAUUUUUGUAAACUCAAUCAUUAACUUUUUUUUCUCACUCCUAAUACUUUAAUUACUUUUUUGUCAUAUAUAAUAUGCAUUGCAGAUUUGGUAUAGAUAAAUUUCAGUUUCUGACUCUGCAGUCCAGCAGUGUCAUGGCCUAGUUUCUAUAAUUGAUGUCGUCCAUACUUUAAUGUCAUGGCCUAGUGUGGUCCAUACUUUAAUAAAUACUUGG